Messenger RNA from Prosopis cineraria, 1618 nucleotides. Its product is annotated as GDSL esterase/lipase At1g31550-like. Gene Ontology annotation, molecular function: hydrolase activity, acting on ester bonds. Bases 157 to 1371 code for a protein of 404 amino acids. The transcript is spliced from 6 exons. The record is from RefSeq and is a predicted model, not a curated record. Lineage: Eukaryota; Viridiplantae; Streptophyta; Magnoliopsida; Fabales; Fabaceae.
UUGAUAGGGCCGAUAUUGUUGGACAAUUAAGCAAUUGAUCUUCUUGUGUCACAUCAUACCCGGUUCCACGAAUACCACGAGUUGGUUGGCUUGAAGUGGAGAACGGUAUAGAAAGAACGAAUCAUAUUAUCGAUUGGUGGGAUAGAUGUGAGAACAAUGAUUGGUGCUCCGUCGCUGCAAGCACGGUGGCUACCACUACUUGUAGCUGUAUCAUUGACCAUCCCCGCCGCUUUAUUAGGAUGCUACACGUCAAUCUUCAGCUUCGGCGACUCGCUCACUGAUACUGGAAACUUGCAAUUCAUUACGUCGUCUCAGCGCCCUGAUUGCUUGCGUCCUCCCUACGGAUCAACCCAUUUUCAUCGCCCCACUGGACGAUGCUCCGAUGGUCGCCUAAUCCUCGAUUCCAUUGCCGAAUCUCUGCAUCUUCCACUGGUGAAACCGUAUUUGUUUAUUAAAAACGGGAAUGUGAAGGAUUGGAGUACACAGCAGGGGGUGAAUUUCGCAGUUGCCGGAGCCACUGCGGUGGACGGUGUGUUCUUUGAAGAGAAAGGUUUUGAUGUCGAAGUUGCUGCCUACUAUUCUCUGAGGGUACAAGUAGAUUGGUUCAAGGAAUUUCUGCCUUCUUUCUGCAAUUCUUCUUCAAGCUGCAAAAAAGUCGUUGGCAACGCCUUAUUUGUUGUUGGAGAGAUCGGAGGCAAUGAUUAUGGUUAUCCCUUGUCUCAACCAAGGAGCUUGGAAGAGCUUAAAACUUACGUACCGCAAGUAAUCUCUGCAAUCACCUCAGCAAUCAGUGAGUUGAUUAACGCAGGGGCUGUAACACUAAUGGUUCCUGGAAAUCUACCACUGGGAUGCAAUCCAGCCUAUUUAACUAGGUUUGCAGUUAAAGAUGGAGACGAGUAUGACAAAGGUGGCUGCUUAAAAUGGUUAAACACGUUUUUUGAUUACCACAAUAAGGUGCUUCAAACUGAACUCAAUGAACUUCAAGUGUUGUAUCCCCACACUAAAAUCAUCUAUGCCGAUUAUUUCAACGCUGCAUUUCAGCUUUACCGUUCUCCAGAACAAUUUGGAUUUGACAACAAUGUUCUGAAAGUUUGCUGUGGAGGUGGGGGUCCCUACAAUUUUAAUGAAUCAGCACUAUGCAGCUACUCAGGAGUGGUACAUAUUGAUGACCCUUCAAGAUAUGUGAGCUGGGAUGGCUUGCAUUUGACUGAGGCUGCUUAUAGAUGGAUCACAAGGGGUUUAUUGGAUGGAACAUACACUAUUCCUGGGCUUGGUACAUCUUGCACUUCACAAUAUGUGACCUCUGAGGGACAAACAACCUUAGCCUUCAACUUCAAGUCACAAACAAACAUGAUGAUCGAUGCCACGUGAGAGAGAAUAUGAGAUGUGUAUGCUUGCAAGACAAGACAGGUAUUUGCAACUUGUUCUCUCAAUUUAUUGAUUAAUUUCCCAUACAAUGCCACUGUUAAAACAAAAAAGGGUGAUAUGAGGACAAAAGGUGAGUCACACAAGGAGAGAAUGAAGGAAGAGCAAGAAACUUGAUGCCACCAAUUUUAAUUUAAGCAUAUAAUCUUACCAGGUUUCAUAUAUCUCAUGUACUUUAAGAAUUUUACCUUUG